AUGGCAGCUUUGGAACAGAGGGGAGCUGGAAAGUUAGGAUACGAUGCAGAAAAGGACGACUACGUUUUCUACGGUGAAUACAGUGAGAGCCAGUCUGUCGAUGUAACACCUCCACCUCAACCUCCACAAAAACAGCUGACUUCCACAGACCGUGAAAAGAAAAAUCGUCUGAGAAGCAAUGUCGUCAAUGAGAUCAUAAACAGGGAACGAGACUACGUCAAGAACCUAAAGGACAUCUAUGAGGGUUACUACAAGCAGUGCAAAAAAAGACCAGACAUGUUCUCAGAAGACCGACUCUACAUUCUCUUUUCAAACAUCGAGGAAAUUUACCGAUGCCAGAAAAAGUUUCUGAGAGCUUUGGAGAGGAUGUACAACCCACAACAUCCAUACUUGAGUGAGUUUGGAAUCGUCUUCGUUCAACAGCAUGAAAAUUUUCUGAUCUACUCCGAAUACUGCAUUAACCACCCCAAUGCUGUAGUCGAAGUCACGAAACUCUCAAACCUGCAAGACUAUGCUUUGUUUUUUGAGACCUGCCGACUCCACCAACACAUGUCCAACCUCUCGCUGGAUGCAUUUCUGAUUAUGCCAGUACAGAAGAUCUGUAAAUAUCCUUUACAGCUCAUGGAACUUCAAAAGGCCACUCUACCCUGCCACAGGGAUUCCAAAAAUGUGGAUGCUGCUCUGAUUGCCAUGAAGAAUAUUGCCAACGUGAUCAACGACCGCAAAAGACGAAUUGAAACCCUUGAUAAAAUUCCAAGGUGGCAAAAUGCAAUUUUAAAUUGGAAGGGAGAAGAUCUGUUGGAUCGCAGUACAGACCUUAUUCAAAGUGGGGACUUAAUUGUGAUCAUGAAACCGCAAGGAAAGAGCAAAGACAUGCUUUUUCUCCUCUUUGACCAUCAAGCAGUCUUAUGUAAGAAGGAUCUACUACGCCGUGACAUCUUAUACUAUAAGUGCAGAAUAGACAUGGACACCAUGCUAAUGGUAGACGUAAAAGAUGGCAAGGACUGGGAAUUCAACGUCAAGGUCAAGCACGCUUUCAAACUUCAAAACAAGCUUGUAGAUGAUGAAGUACACCUAUUUUGCGCAAAGAAAGCAUCAGACAAACUGCUGUGGGUUCAUGCCUUUGAGGAUGAAAGAAAAAUGAUAAAAAAUGACGAAGACACAGGCUUUGUCAUCACCGAAGCACAAAAAUACAAGGCCAAAUUGCUUGCACGUAAGCCAGUAAAGAAGAAAAAAGCAAAAGCCACCACCUGUAUGUACACUUGUGACUCACAACGCGAAUGCGAGCAAGUACCAAUAAAGAAACCGCCAACAUGUGCCAACAGACAACAAAGACAUCCAGUAAUGACCCCGCUGCCCAUUUCCUCCAGUUCCUCAUCAAGCACAACCACGGAUGAAUCAAUGACAUCGGAAGACCAGGAAAUGGAAUCAGAUGUAGUUUCAUGUCGCAGUUAUUCAUUAACUUGA
Messenger RNA from Amblyraja radiata (thorny skate), 1467 nucleotides. RefSeq names its product rho guanine nucleotide exchange factor 4-like. Gene Ontology annotation, biological process: intracellular signal transduction. NCBI's taxonomy places the organism in Eukaryota, Metazoa, Chordata, Chondrichthyes, Rajiformes, Rajidae. Gene Ontology annotation, molecular function: guanyl-nucleotide exchange factor activity. Bases 1 to 1467 code for a protein of 488 amino acids. The record is from RefSeq and is a predicted model, not a curated record. The transcript has 9 exons.